Messenger RNA from Dama dama (fallow deer), 744 nucleotides. It is a transcript of the gene FAM174A, whose product is annotated as family with sequence similarity 174 member A. The transcript is spliced from 2 exons. NCBI's taxonomy places the organism in Eukaryota, Metazoa, Chordata, Mammalia, Artiodactyla, Cervidae. The coding region runs from base 169 to 744 and encodes 191 amino acids. The record is from RefSeq and is a predicted model, not a curated record.
GCAGCUGCCGCGGCUGCCGCCUCCGCCACCUGCGGGGAGCCAGGUCUUCGCCCCGGGUCCAGUCAGCGUUUCUCCUCCGUCUCUUCAGUUAACACGCCCAUGGUCCCGCCUGGAGCCAGGGCGGCGGGCCCCGGAGCUCGCGCGCGGUGAGGGAGCCGCCCGCGGACCAUGCAGCCGACGCUCUGCAGCUGCUGCCUCAGCCGCGCCCUGGCCUCGGCGCUCCUGCUGUCGCUGCUGCUGCCCGAGUUGAGCGGGCCCUCAGCGGGACGGCCGCCAGCAGCGCGGGCCGCGCCCGACCCCCGGCCCGCGGCGCCGCGCACCCGGCCCCCUCCGCCGCCCGAGCCCUCCGCCGCCCGUCCCGCGGGCCGCGCUCCGGCCUUGGAAGCCGCGGGCGCACGGAGCGCCGAGGGCGGCAAUGGCAGCACGCCCGGGGCGGGGCCGGCCGCCGACAACCCCGGCGGGAAGGCGGGGGCCGGGGGCCCGGCGGGCGGCGUCUUGGCCGUGAGCCCCGACCCCGGCGACAAGCCCAUGACCCAGCGGGCCCUGACCGUGCUGAUGGUGGUGAGCGGCGCGGUGCUGGUGUACUUCGUCGUCAGGACGGUCAGGAUGAGAAGAAGAAACCGAAAGACUAGGAGAUACGGGGUUUUGGACACUAACAUAGAAAACAUGGAACUGACACCUUUAGAGCAAGAUGAUGAGGAGGAUGACAACACAUUGUUUGAUGCCAAUCAUCCUCGAAGGUAA